This is a messenger RNA of Mytilinidion resinicola, 757 nucleotides long. RefSeq lists its product as uncharacterized. The coding region runs from base 103 to 555 and encodes 150 amino acids. The transcript has a single exon. Lineage: Eukaryota; Fungi; Ascomycota; Dothideomycetes; Mytilinidiales; Mytilinidiaceae. The record is from RefSeq and is a predicted model, not a curated record.
AGCCCUGCUGCUGUGAAGUGCCCUCGUCGGCGCAGGCUGGUGCGGCAGCGUAACGGGCCGCACCGCCCAUAUGCACAUGGCGCGGCGGCCUAGGGGCACCAGAUGGGGCGGGAGUCUGUGGCUCAAGUUCUUUUCGAGUUUUUCGAGUGGUAUAGAAGGCUAAGAAUUGUACGCUCGCGGCGAGGUACCUUUCCGGAAGAUUUGUUGGUGUUUGUUGGAGUUGAAACAUCACAGGGUGCUCAGCCUCACCCGCGCAGCAGCUAUUUUUGCCCUGCCCCCACCACAAAUAUACACGAACUCGGGCCGAGCCCUUGCCUAAGGCUUACCAGAGAACCCAAUUCACCAUGCGAACGAUCCUGCACAGCUUUUCUGUACCUUGAUAGACCCUGGUUUCGUUUACAUGAACAUGUUGGUGGUGCAGCGUACAAGGGUAUUCCGCGCCGCGCGAUCCUUCGCAAACGGUAUAUCUGUCAAAGUUCCCUUCAACUGAAGGCCUAUGACCUCAGUCCCCUGCGUGUGCACCUUUCUGUCGCCAUUCAAAGCCCACCAAUUUAGUUUCAGAACUUUCAAAUCGAUCUAGCUCUAUCAUGUCUCUUCCGCGACCCAUGUCUAUCGUGUCUCCAGUUCAAGCCAAGUCUUCACCUCGUCCACAAUAUCUUCCAUUUCCCUCCACAUACCGCAAUCGCUCCGGACCUGGGAGCUCGAGCGAAGAACGGCGGGCCUACAGUCCUCCCGUGGCCAACAUCAAUACUAUGAC